AUGGCAGAAAAGCCCUUGACAGAGUGGAAGAGUGGACUCUUGGACUGCUUUGAAGAAGCUAGUACAUGUUGCUAUGGUUUCUGGUGCUGCCCUUGCCUUGCCUGCACAGUUUCAAAUAGAUUUGGAGAAAGCUAUUGUCUCCCACUAUGUGACAUUUGCAGCCCUGCCGUAUUUGCAGCCUGUGGGAUACCUCUGUUUGUGCCUCCCGCCGUCCUGUCUCUAAGGGCAUCCAUUCGAAACAAAUAUGGGAUCAAGGGUUCUCUAUGUAAGGACAUCGCAGCAUCCUGUUUCUGCAUGUGGUGCUCCUGGUGUCAGAUGCACCGUGAGCUCAAACAUCGCAACAAAGCCCCGACUGUCAUCAAUGUACAGACCCCAACUGUUGUCCAGAUGCAACCUGCUCCAAUGAUGAUGGCUCCGCCCGUUGGUUUUGUGAGCCAAUCAAGCGUUAUCAUGGCUUCAUACUGA
Molecule: messenger RNA, 465 nt
Organism: Scomber scombrus (Atlantic mackerel)
Lineage: Eukaryota; Metazoa; Chordata; Actinopteri; Scombriformes; Scombridae
Product: cornifelin-like
Exons: 3
Coding region: 1-465 (154 amino acids)
Source: RefSeq, a predicted model, not a curated record